AUGCCCAACAAACAGGCCAAAGUCGACGAGGGUGCUGAGCCGGAAACUGUUCAACUUGAGUUGGAGGGAUUUACUCCACUACCCGAGGACCGAGAUGGCAUUGUCCAGCUGCUUAACCAACUAUUUCCGAAGAAUUCAGGACUGCAUUUGGGCGGUAUUGCCGACUACAUUAUUUCACUGGAGAAUGUGGGAACUAUCGUCAAGAACUGUUCUGAAGUCACGGAGGCUGCCGCCACCGAUGCUGAUGACCAGGAGGACGAUGACAUAGUUUUUUCGAUUACUACUGUCGUGAGCCUGACAAAGCCGUCAAUUGCCAAGUGCUCCGUCCUAGCUGACCUGAAAAAAUUUCUGCUGGAUUUGGCCAGCAAGUCGGAAAGUGCCGCCUCUGAGGUGAAUGCCAUCAAGGCCCUGUUAAAUGGCGAAGCCUCAAAAAAGUGUGCACUGCUCUUGAACGAGAGGUUUGUCAACUUGCCGCCCUCCAUUUCGGCGAAGGCCGUGGAUGCCCUUCCCGCGGAGAUCCAAAAUCUAAAGGAGGAGGAGAGACCGACAGACCUGCUGAUUUUGACUCGUGGCCUGAAGCCCGAAAACGCAGGUACACUGGUCUACAUUCAACCAGAGAUGGAGAUCGUCCGUCAGGCUGCAGACGCUUGUCUGGAAACCAAAAUUACUAAUGCGUCGGACGGAGACGAUCCUGAGACUGUAAUUUACAUCCUCAUGGCAGUUAAAAUGUCAUCACUGCCCGGAAUUAUUGAGUCCCUAGCUGAUAUGCCAUAG
Molecule: messenger RNA, 774 nt
Organism: Dibothriocephalus latus
Lineage: Eukaryota; Metazoa; Platyhelminthes; Cestoda; Diphyllobothriidea; Diphyllobothriidae
Source: the annotation of a GenBank genome assembly